ACCUGGUGCAGAACAGAGGCCUGCAAAGAUGAGUGGACUUCGACCCCCUUAGAGAGAAGGCAAGAGUGACUCACAGGAGGAAGAUGAAACCAAAGCUUCCAGGCUGUCCCUGGUAGGCUCAGACAGUCCAAAGGCAGCGGAGGGAAGGAGAGAAAAACCUGAGAUGGAGAGCUGGCCGAGAGCUUCCUGAAGACCAUGCAAAUGAGGCACGCCCACAACUGCCUGGAAACCAGGCCGGGAGAAGUCAGAGCCCAGAGCACAUGCUGCAGGGCCGUGCUAGGCAAAGGAGCAGGAGGAGGUGGAGGAGGCGCUGAGGGAGCAGGACGUCCCGUCUCCUGCCAGACCUCCCAGUGUCUGGUCUGAGGAUGGCGGAGAAGCAGGGCCGGGAGCCUGAGUGCCCUGUGUGCUGGAACCCCUUCAACAACAUGUUCCACACCCCCAAAGUGCUGGACUGCUGCCACUCUUUCUGCGUGGAGUGCCUGGCCCACCUCAGCCUGGUGACUCCGGCCCGGCGCCGGUUGCUGUGUCCGCUCUGUCGCCAGCCCACUGUGCUGGCCUCCGGACAGCCUGUCACUGACUUGCCCACGGACACUGCCGUGCUCACCCUGCUCCGCCUGGAGCCCCACCACGUCAUCUUGGAAGGCCGCCAGCUCUGUCUCAAGGACGAGCCCAAGAGCCGCUACUUCCUGCGCCAGCCCCGGGUCUACACGCUGGAACUCGGCCCCGGGCCUGGGAGCCAGACUGGGCGCCCCCAGGACGUGGCCCCUACCACCGUCCCCAUCCCCAGCCCCAGCCCCAGCCACGACUCUCUGAGGGGGUGUUUCCGCAACCCGCAGUUCCGGAUCUUUGCCUACCUGCUGGCUGUCAUCCUCAGUGUCACUCUGUUGCUCAUCUUCUCCAUCUUUUGGACCAAGCAGUUUUUUUGGGGUGUGGGGUGAGCAUCUGUUCCAGACAAAG
Messenger RNA from Balaenoptera musculus (blue whale), 957 nucleotides. RefSeq names its product ring finger protein 183 (gene RNF183). The transcript is spliced from 2 exons. Gene Ontology annotation, biological process: protein ubiquitination. Lineage: Eukaryota; Metazoa; Chordata; Mammalia; Artiodactyla; Balaenopteridae. The record is from RefSeq and is a predicted model, not a curated record. The coding region runs from base 366 to 938 and encodes 190 amino acids. Gene Ontology annotation, molecular function: ubiquitin protein ligase activity.